AUGGUAAAGACACACCCGGCUAUUACCGCCGGAGCCACGUUGAUCCGGGCCGUUGGAUUUCCUCUUGCUCCGAUUGUCGGGGAGACCUUUUUCUCUGUCCAGUUCACUCCCAGUCGACAUUAUUGCGCAAUGGCUGCUGCUAGGACGCUUCGCAUAGGUCUCAUCCCCGGUGACGGUAUCGGACGGGAGGUCAUUCCGGCUGGUCGCCGUCUGCUGGAAUCCCUUCCCUCCUCUCUCAACCUGAAGUUCAGCUUCGUUGACCUGGAUGCCGGUUUCGACACCUUCAAGCGCACCGGUACCGCUCUCCCUGACAAGACCGUUGAGAUCUUGAAAAAGGAGUGCGAUGGAGCUCUUUUCGGAGCCGUCAGCUCCCCUAGCACCAAGGUCGCUGGCUACUCCUCCCCCAUUGUCGCUCUCCGCAAGAAGCUCGACCUGUACGCCAACGUCCGUCCAGUCAAGACUACCAGCGGCGACAGCAAGGGCAACCCUAUCGAUCUGGUCAUCGUCCGGGAGAACACUGAGGACCUCUAUGUGAAGGAGGAGCAGACCAAGGACACCCCCAACGGCAAGGUGGCCGAGGCCAUCAAGCGCAUCUCCGAGAACGCUUCCUCCCGCAUCUCCACCAUCGCUGGUGAGAUCGCUCUGCGCCGUCAGAAGAUCCGCGACGUUGCCGCCACCCCCGGCCUCCGCUCCAAACCCAUGGUUACUAUCACCCACAAGUCCAACGUUCUGUCGCAGACCGACGGUCUCUUCCGUGAGACCGCCCGCAAGGCCCUCUCCGCCGACCGCUUCUCCUCCGUCGAGGUCGAGGAGCAGAUCGUCGACUCCAUGGUCUACAAGCUCUUCCGUCAGCCCGAGUACUAUGAUGUGAUUGUCGCCCCCAAUCUCUACGGUGACAUUCUGUCCGACGGCGCUGCCGCCCUGGUCGGCAGUCUGGGUCUGGUGCCCAGCGCCAACGUCGGUGACGGCUUUGCCAUCGGUGAGCCUUGCCACGGCUCCGCCCCCGACAUCGAGGGCAAGGGCAUUGCCAACCCCAUCGCUACCCUGCGCAGUGUCGCCCUGAUGCUGGAGUUCCUUGGCGAAGAGAACGCCGCCGCCAAGAUCUACACCGCUGUCGAUGCCAACCUCGACGAGGGCAAGUACCUCUCCCCUGACAUGGGCGGAAAGGCUACCACCCAGCAGGUUCUCGACGAUGUCCUGAAGAGACUUUAG
Molecule: messenger RNA, 1212 nt
Organism: Aspergillus terreus NIH2624
Lineage: Eukaryota; Fungi; Ascomycota; Eurotiomycetes; Eurotiales; Aspergillaceae
Gene: lysB
Product: homoisocitrate dehydrogenase lysB
Exons: 4
Coding region: 1-1212 (403 amino acids)
Biological process (GO): tricarboxylic acid cycle; isocitrate metabolic process
Cellular component (GO): mitochondrion
Molecular function (GO): NAD binding; isocitrate dehydrogenase (NAD+) activity; magnesium ion binding
Source: RefSeq, a predicted model, not a curated record